AUGCAUUCUAAAACGAAUAUUUUCUAUAUUAUAUUGAUUGGAUUAAUAAUAUUAUUAAAUAUUGAUAGUUCAUCAUCAGACCAUGAUGAUCAUCAUGAUGAUCAUCAUGAUGAAAGAGGUAAGUGUUUUUAUAUUAUUUUAACACUGAUUUUAUCUAAAAUAUCACUGGUGGAUUUUAAGCAGUGAGAGAUCGGUGAUUGCCCUCUUUAGAAAUUUCUUUUUCACUGUUUUUUGUUGAAAACCAA
This is a messenger RNA of Rotaria sp. Silwood2, 245 nucleotides long. The record is from the annotation of a GenBank genome assembly. NCBI's taxonomy places the organism in Eukaryota, Metazoa, Rotifera, Eurotatoria, Philodinida, Philodinidae.